Molecule: messenger RNA, 2059 nt
Organism: Rhinichthys klamathensis goyatoka
Lineage: Eukaryota; Metazoa; Chordata; Actinopteri; Cypriniformes; Leuciscidae
Product: serine/threonine-protein kinase PAK 3
Exons: 17
Coding region: 243-1964 (573 amino acids)
Biological process (GO): protein phosphorylation; regulation of MAPK cascade; intracellular signal transduction
Cellular component (GO): cytoplasm
Molecular function (GO): protein serine/threonine kinase activity; ATP binding
Source: RefSeq, a predicted model, not a curated record
CAUCACGGGCUAGGGAACAGUAGGCAGGCAGUGAAGCAGGCAGGCAGGCUGCCGACUAAAGCCAGUGAGUCCAGGUUUGGGGGUCAGGAACCGGUCUGACCACAGAAUGGAGAGUCUGUGCGUAUACUAGGUUUCAGGAAAAUAUGCUGUGGAGGAUGUACAUGGAAAACAGAAGGAGGCUUCCACGGAUACAGCCAGGGAAUGUCAAGACAUGUUUCAGGCCAUAGGGAGUGCAACUAAAGAUGUCCGAUAGUGUCGAUAUUGAAGAGAAACCACCUGCCCCCCCCUUGAGAAUGAACAGUAGUUCCCGUGACCCUUCCUCAGUACACAGUUCCAAACCACUUCCAAUGGCUCCAGAAGAGAAGAACAAGAAAGCCCGUCUCAGGUCCAUCUUUCCCGGGGGAGACAAAACCAAUAAGAAGAAAGAGAAAGAGCGUCCAGAGAUAUCCCUGCCCUCUGAUUUCGAGCACACUAUCCAUGUAGGCUUUGACGCAGUAACGGGGGAGUUCACUGGUAUUCCAGAGCAAUGGGCUCGGUUAUUGCAAACGUCUAAUAUUACUAAGCUGGAACAGAAGAAAAACCCUCAGGCUGUUAUAGAUGUUCUCAAGUUCUACGACUCCAAAGAGACUGUCAACAACCAGAAAUACAUGAGCUUCACGUCAGGAGAUAAAUCUGCUCAUGGUUACAUUGCAGCCAAUACACUGAACCGCCUCCUGUCUUCCGGGCCACCUGUCAGCCUUAGAACCUGCAGCGCGUUUUUUGACAAGCAAGGGGCUAAGACAACUUCUGAACCUCCUAUUGCACCUCCGGUGUCUGAAGAAGAAGACGAGGAAGAGGAGGAUGAAGAGGAAGAAGAAGAAGAUGAGGAUGAGGAUGAGGUUCCACCCAUCAUCGCUCCACGGCCUGAGCACACCAAAUCUAUCUUCACACGCUCUGUUAUUGAGCCAGUUGCACCUCCUGCUUCUGUCAAAGAGGUCACGACCCCUCCAGAGUCACAAGUCCAGCCGGAGAACACGUCUAGUACGCUGUACCGUCACACUGACCGACAGAGGAAGAAAUCCAAGAUGACAGAUGAGGAAAUACUGGAAAAACUCAGAAGCAUUGUUAGUGUUGGUGAUCCCAAGAAGAAAUAUACACGUUUUGAGAAAAUUGGACAAGGGGCAUCUGGGACAGUAUACACAGCUAUUGACAUUGCCACAGGACAAGAGGUGGCCAUUAAACAGAUGAAUCUGCAACAGCAGCCAAAGAAAGAGCUCAUUAUUAACGAGAUUCUCGUGAUGAGGGAAAACAAAAACCCCAAUAUAGUCAACUACCUGGACAGUUAUCUAGUAGGAGAUGAGUUGUGGGUGGUGAUGGAGUAUUUGGCAGGUGGUUCACUAACUGAUGUGGUAACCGAGACCUGCAUGGAUGAGGGACAGAUUGCUGCAGUGUGCAGAGAGUGUCUACAGGCUCUGGACUUCCUCCAUUCUAAUCAGGUGAUUCAUAGAGAUAUCAAGAGUGACAACAUUCUCCUGGGCAUGGAUGGUUCUGUGAAACUCACGGAUUUCGGGUUUUGUGCUCAGAUCACACCUGAGCAGAACAAGCGUAGCACUAUGGUGGGUACACCCUACUGGAUGGCCCCAGAGGUCGUAACCCGGAAGGCCUAUGGCCCUAAAGUGGACAUCUGGUCCCUGGGCAUCAUGGCUAUUGAAAUGGUGGAGGGAGAACCGCCAUACCUGAAUGAGAACCCACUCAGGGCCCUGUAUUUAAUUGCAACCAAUGGAACUCCAGAGCUACAAAAUCCUGAACGGCUAUCCUCAGUGUUUCGAGACUUCCUGAACCGCUGUCUGGAGAUGGAUGUAGACCGGAGAGGGUCAGCAAAAGAAUUGCUGCAGCACUCAUUCCUGAAGCUUGCCAAACCCCUCUCCAGUUUGAGUCCGCUGAUUGUAGCUGCCAAGGAAGCCAUCAAGAAUAGCAGCCGCUAGGAACUUCCCCACACACACACACACACAUACAUACACAUUCAUACGCACAGAGUGCAGGUACAGUGUGUUUAUGUGUCAUAGCACAAUUACACAAU